Stegodyphus dumicola is the source of this 2422-nucleotide messenger RNA. RefSeq names its product cyclin-D-binding Myb-like transcription factor 1. Gene Ontology annotation, cellular component: nucleus. Gene Ontology annotation, molecular function: DNA-binding transcription factor activity, RNA polymerase II-specific; RNA polymerase II cis-regulatory region sequence-specific DNA binding. Gene Ontology annotation, biological process: regulation of transcription by RNA polymerase II. NCBI's taxonomy places the organism in Eukaryota, Metazoa, Arthropoda, Arachnida, Araneae, Eresidae. The record is from RefSeq and is a predicted model, not a curated record.
UGCAUUUUUUUUGUUUCAUAUUUUCAUAGCAUGUAAAUACCCUGGUAUUGCUUAUUUGAACGCAGAGAUAUGACCUAGCUUUAUGAACUGCGUUUAUAAAACUUUCAUCUUUUCUUUUGAUGUGUUUAGUGUAUGGAUUCACCUGAAGAUGAAACUAAUCUUCAAUGUGAUUCUUGUCUUGAUUGCAACUCUUCAAAACGAAUUGUAGUUGAUGCUGAAGUUCAGUUAGAUUUGAAUAAUGACUGCAAAUCUGAUGCUGAAGAAAUUGAAAGUGCCUUUCAGAACAGUUUUACUAAUAUCAAUAUGAAGUUGCCGGUGGCUGUUCAAAGUUGUGUACCUGCAGGAUUACAGGUUUCAUCUGAACUUGUAGUUAUUACUAAUGCAGGUACAAGUUUUUUGAAUGAACAAAAACUUCCAAUAUCUACUUUUCACUCAAAUGAGGUCGGUGAACCGAUUAGUAAAAGACUCUGCAUAGAACAAGAUGGCCAGACAUACAUAUUGGCACUGCAAGAUGGAAUGGAUGGGCUUACUGGUGUUGUAGAAAUACCUCAAAAGCGUUUUCAAUCAGUAGAAGCUUCACAGAUUUUAAAUUAUCAAGAAUCUAAUGACUUGCAAAAUAAUCAAGGUAUCAACCAGAACUGGUUUACAAGUAGGGAAGAAAAAACAACCCUUCACAAUAAAGGUCAUAUGUGGAAGCAGGGUAUGUGGGCCAAAGAAGAAAUUGAAUUGUUAGAAAACAACAUUCGCUUAUAUUGUGAGGAACAUGAUGUAACUAAUCCUGCUACUAUUGUUUUUGACAUGUCUAAAGAUGAAAGAAAAGAUUUUUAUAGAACAGUUGCAAAAGGCUUAAACAGACCUUUAUUUUCUGUGUACAGGAGAGUAAUUAGAAUGUAUGAUAAUAAAAACCAUGUUGGAAAGUACACUUCUGAUGAAUUAGAAAAAUUAAAAAAACUGCGUUCUGUGUAUGGUAAUGAUUGGCAAACUAUCGGUGCAGCCAUGGGAAGAAGUGCUUCUUCAAUCAAAGAUCGAUGUAGAUUAAUGAAAGAUAAUUGUAAUCAAGGAAAAUGGCUUCCAGCCGAAGAGCGUCGGUUGGCUGAAGCAGUAUAUGAAUUAGCAAAUGCUUUACCUGGUGAAAUGAUAUCAACUGGUUUGUCUUGGGCAGUUGUUGCUGAAAGAGUUGGCACUCGUUCUGAGAAGCAGUGUCGCACAAAAUGGCUAAAUUAUUUGAAUUGGAAAGUGGCUGGUGGUACUGAAUGGACACGUGAAGAUGAUGUGACUUUAAUUUGCAGGGUAUAUGCACUGAAUGCUACUGAUGAAAAUCAAGUAGAUUGGGCUGAGUUAGCAAAAGGCUGGUUAAGUGUACGUUCACCUCAGUGGCUUAGAGGAAAAUGGUGGAACCUUAAAAGGCAUGUGCCAAACUGUAAUAUUAUUUCUUUUCAAGAAAUUUGUGAAUAUUUGUAUCAGCAGUUCUUCCUUAAAAUAAAAAUUAAAGAAGAAGGAUCCAAUUCUUCUCCAGACACUCUGCCAAACUCUUUAGAGUUGCAAUCCAUUUUGAACCGUCCAAAACAAACACUGUUGCAGUCUGUGGCUCUUCCUACAACGCAUACCCCUAGCAUUGUAGUUUCAGCUGCAGCACAAGCCUGUCCUCCUCCUGUAGUUUCAUUGACCAAUGCACAAUGUGUAGAUAUGGUUAAUUCAACUGCUGCUCUUUCUCAAGUGCCAGUUGGACCAGUCCUUCAAACACUUGAAGUACUUCCACAAAACAUUCAACUUGCAACAAAUCCACAGACUUUUCUUCUAACUACUCCUGCACAACAGCCUUUGCCUCUCACAACGACUCUUUCACCCAAUCAAAUAAUAAUCCAGACACUAGCACCGGAAGAUAUUCAAAGGAAUGAAAAUGUUACUGUCCAAAUGAAUGCUCCCCAUAUCAUCAUCAAUGCAUCCAAUAGUACUGCUUUGACAUCCUUAGCUUCCACUCAAAUACCAUCAGCCCCACCAUCACCUUCAAGUGUGGAAGCAGAUACAUUAGAAGAUGCAAAUACAUCUCUAAUAGUUAAACCUUAUGGGAAUGAAGCUAUUGAUGAAAAUGGUAAUACAAGCCAAGAUGGUGACAUAGAAGAGAACCCGGUUGAAUCUAAUCACCUAAUUUUGUCAGAUCCAAUGAUGGCAGCCAACCGAAGCCCAGAAGCAGCUAUCUCAGAUGUGGAGACAGAAAAAAUUCCUGCGUCGGAAGACAAUCUAGAUCAUACAUAACAUUUAUUUGGCAUAUUCCCUGUAGUUAAAUGCAUAACUUGAUCGUACAAGUUUCAAAUAAACUUGAAACUGAAAUUUAUUUCUUAUGAAAUAAUUUAUAAAACAUUGUAUUUACAAUACAUAAUUUAUCUAAAAUACUUGAAUAAAAAAUGAUAUACAAAUUGAA